AUGACGUCGAUCGGGAGCAAGUCAAGAAGCAACAAGGACAAGUCGGUGGAUUCCGAGAAGAGUGAAGCGAGGACGACGACGAUGGAGAGCUGGGCAGAUGCGAUGCAGAAUCAGGUAACGCUGAGAGAGCGAAAGAAGCUUGUCAAAGGUUACGCUGAUUUCAUCGGAACCAGUGAGACAGUCGUGGAGAGUGUGCGUGAGCAGUUGGGCGUGCACAGCAAAUGUUCAGAGAGACAGAAAGAUGUGAUCGUGAAGCCAAUGAAAGAGUUUGUCAGCGAAUUGACAAAGCGCUACAACGAGCUGGGCAGUGGAAAGUGGGAGCGCGUUGUGAUGCGCAUAAUGCGACAAAACGGACUGGAAAAAUUGGAAGACUUGCGGGAUGCGGUCUUGCCGGAUGAUUUGACAGCGAGCGCGAGAAAUACUGAAACAAAAGUGUUUCAUAACCAGUUGAAAUUGUUGCAGGACGGCUGGCGAAAAGAAAAGGAAGAGCUCGAGGAAGAACUGUCAAAAUCGAAGCGAGAGAACGAUGAGGUGGUCGAGAAGCUUGAAGAAGCGUGGAAAGACGCCGAAAAGGCAGAGGAAACGAUCGAGGAGCUGGAAAGGGCACUGCUGAAGGAAAGGAAGACGUCGGAAAAAUGGAGAAACCAAUUGGAACACGAUGAAGGUAAGAAGAAAGAAAAAUUUUCAGGAAAUAAAGAGAAAACUCAGGUUCAUGCAAGGAAAUCGCCGUCAAGAAGUUUUAAUGGUUCGUCGGUGGAUUGGCACAAUGAGAGGAAGGAAAGAAAGACCGGUGAGUCUUUUUAUAAGAAGGGUGACCUGAAAAAUGAGCGAAGUGAAGACUGGCGUGUGAAGGUGAAGAAUUGGGAAGUGAAUAGCAGUGAGGGGGAUUUUCCGGAAAGAAGUGUGCGAGUCAGCGAAAGAAGAAAGUGUGAGCGCGACAGUGAGAGAUGUUCGCGAGUGUCACGGGACAGUUCGCGAAUGGUAGUGGAGUGCCUAAGCAGAAUUAUGAGGGCGUCAGCUCUGCCAGAACCAGAGAAGUUCGACGGAAAAGGAGAUGUCAAGGAGUUUAAGAGAUCUUUCCUUCUGAAGUACAAAUCGGUCACGGAGCGUGAUGCCGAUAUGGUAGCAACUCUGGAGGACAAAUUCUUGAAAGAUGCCGCAAGAACCUUGUUCAAGACACUUCCGAAUCGAUUUAAUCGAUCGAUCGAGUCGCUGUUUGAGGAGUUUGAAGAGAAGUUGAGGAAGAGGCGAGGAGAUCGUGAGGCGGAAGCUCUCAACGAGUUUGAGGAGCUGAAGCGAAAGCCGAAACAGCCGAUGUGGGAGUACCUGAUGGACGUGGAAAAGUGGUCAAAGCGAGCGUUUCCCCAUCUUGAAGAAGAGACAAUGUCACAACUGAGAGUCACGAAGCUUAUGAGAGCGCUAAGGGAUGACCCGACGAUGCAAAAGUUGAUGACGAUGAAGCGAUAUGAAGUGGCGAAAAAAUACCAGUACGAGUUCCUUAAGGAUAUCGUUCUCCAGCAAGAGAACGAAGACAAGAGAAGGCAAGGGCUCGGAAAAUCGUAUCGACACGAAAAGAAGGAAAUGAGCUGGAAAAAGGAGGACAGCAAGGUUGCGAAGCAAGAUAAUGCUAAAGCAGAGAUAAAGUGCUAUAGGUGUCAAGAAAGUGGGCAUAUAGCUAGGGACUGUGAGGCAAAGGUCAUUCAUCACGUGGAAACUGAUGGAACAGGACGCGGUGUGGGCGCGAAAAUGAGGGAACAAAUACAGUUGUUGGGUCAGAAGCGCUUGAUGUUUAUCGACAGUGGCGCAGAAGUAUCGGUCAUGUUGACAAAAGUGUGGGAGGCACUGAAGAAAGGGUGUGUGAGAUGGAGGCAGAGAGUCGAAGUACUGACGAAUCCAACGUUUGCAUUGAGGAAUGUUUCAGGAAAGAACAUGCCAGUGAAAGGACAACUGAAGAUUCCAAUCAUGAUGAGAGGAAACAAAGCUAAUGUGUGGUUCCAACUGGUGGAAGACAAAGCUGAAAUCCUCUUGUUCGGAACGAAUGCUUUCGAAAGCAUCGGGGUUGAGCUGGCAUGGAAGCCAAAGCAGGAAGAGCGCGUAAAGAAAGAGGGAAAAGGUCCAAAAGCGAAAUGGGAGAGAAAUGCCGAGCGUGCGAAGUGUGAGACAAGUAGCGCUACAGUUAAUCAUAUCAUGACUGAGGGAAAUGUUGUUGAAAACAAUCAUUUUUGCAGAAAGCUGAUGGAAGAAGGAGGCGGAUGUAAAAAAGGAAAGUGCACAGUCCAAGAAGGAUACAACGUUUGUUCAAGUGUGCAACAACUCGGAGUGGUGCUGUCAGCAAAAGGAAAAGGUGUGGAUUUGGAAAAGUGGAAUUUGUUAAAAUAUUCCAAAGAAUUCCAGGCACAAGUGACAACGGUUGAGAAGGAGGAAGCGUUGCAGAAGUUUGCAAAGGAGUGUCCUCAAGUGGCAGAGGCAAUUAGGAAGGAAGGUGCAUACGCAGAAUGGGAAGAAGCAGCGGUGAAGAUCAGAUUGGCGCUGAAGAGUGAGAUCAAGCCAAGGACGACGAUCAUCAAGGAGCCAGCAUUGAUAGUUUCCCCAAGAUUGAAAAUCUCGGGAAGAAGAAAUAUUCUGGAAGUUCGGAAUUCGCAUGGAAGCGAUUUCAUGGAGAAGUACGAGUGGAAGAAGGUGAAGAAUGUGCUAUGGCUGUGUAUAGUCACAAAGGACAAGGAGGUCAACCAACGGAUUUUCGAAAUGAUCAAGAAGUUGGCAGAAGAAGUACCAGAAGUCAUAAUGGUUCCGUUCAAGCUGGAGUGUGUCAUGAAGGAAGUUGACAAGGUGACAGAGGAGUGGAGAAAGAGGCUGAAGACGUUGAACAACGUGAAGCUGAUCGAUCCAAGGAAAGAGGUCGGAAAGCGAGAACUGCCGUUAAUUGUGACGUCAUCGGAUAAGUAUGAGUCGGGAAAAUCGCUGUUGCGAUAUCUGGAGCAAGAGGCAGAGGAUAAUCCGUGUGUGAAACGACUGAAGGCGAUGUCGGCGGAGAAGGAGGAGCCACAUGAAUCUCUUUCCCAAUAUCUCAAUAUUCAACGAGUUGCGACGCAUGAACAUCCGAGAGAUGAUCCAAUUCGUGUUGGAGAUAUAACUGUUUUCAAUAUUGAAGGCAGACCAAUUCCAAUUGUACACAGAGUCAUCAAGGUUCAUGAAAAGUCAGCCAACGACACUAAAUUUUUGACCAAAGGAGACAACAACAAUGUUCAUGAUCGCAGUCUUUAUGCUGAAAAGCAACAAUGGCUCAAACGCUCCGAUGUCAUUGGUCGUGUUAAAGGACUCAUUCCAUACUGUGGAUAUAUGACAAUUCUCGUGAACGAAGUUCCCUAUUUCAAGCAUAUUUUGAUUGGAUUCAUGGCUAUCGUCACUCUCCUCCACAGAGAAUACUAA
Molecule: messenger RNA, 3429 nt
Organism: Caenorhabditis briggsae
Lineage: Eukaryota; Metazoa; Nematoda; Chromadorea; Rhabditida; Rhabditidae
Exons: 5
Coding region: 1-3429 (1142 amino acids)
Cellular component (GO): membrane; signal peptidase complex
Molecular function (GO): nucleic acid binding; zinc ion binding; serine-type endopeptidase activity
Source: RefSeq, a predicted model, not a curated record